Cryptomeria japonica (Japanese cedar) is the source of this 2114-nucleotide messenger RNA. RefSeq names its product aspartyl protease APCB1. Lineage: Eukaryota; Viridiplantae; Streptophyta; Pinopsida; Cupressales; Cupressaceae. Bases 258 to 1892 code for a protein of 544 amino acids. Gene Ontology annotation, molecular function: aspartic-type endopeptidase activity. Gene Ontology annotation, biological process: proteolysis. The record is from RefSeq and is a predicted model, not a curated record. The transcript is spliced from 9 exons.
AGUUAAAACGUUCAAAUAUGGCUACACGCCCGUCAUGCUUAAAACACCUGUGUGAAUUCGGGAAGCAGAGUGUGACAUAGUGGGUCCCACAAGGCUACAUUUCGUAGAAAUUUGCUACUCUCUCAUCCAGGCGGGAAAUAGUCAGAAGUCUUACAUAAGAAGUUUGGGUACUACUGAAGUCCUGCGUAUAUUCAUCCUCUGAUGGGGGUCAGCUAAAGUGGGGUUUAUACAUAUUCUGUGUAUAAACAUUUGCCCAUAUGGCUUCGUCAUUGCAGCAGCCUGAAUUGAAAGGGGUGGUCAUAAUUUCCUUGCCCCCUCCAGACAAUCCAUCUGAAGGAAAAACAAUUUGGUCAGCUUUUAUUGUCAGAUGGGGUUCUGUAUUGCGGCGUCAGCAGCAAAUUCCUCAUCAGCAGCAGAUACCCAGUUCAAAUUCCAGAAGGUAUUUGUUAAGCAGGAGGGGCCUUAAUCUCAGGAAGGUGCCUGCUAUUCUGUUGGCUGGGGCAUUAGCCCUGGCAAUUUGGCAGUGGUCUUCUAAUUUUGAUGAAUCCAACAAAGAAGAGGAUGAUAAGAAGACCGGGGUGUAUGAGCUGUAUCCUAAGUAUGGAGUUGACUAUCAUGGUCCCGUGGGAGAUAAUCCUCAAUUUAAGUUGGGUAUGUUUGUGGAGAGGGAUGUGGUCAGGAAUAAGGGUGUUAAAGUUUCAUCUGUCGAUUCUGUGAAUUCUUCUACUGUUUUUCCUAUCAAGGGCGAUGUCUUUCCAGAUGGGCUUUACUACGUUUCUAUGCUUAUUGGAAAUCCACCAAAGCCCUAUCACCUUGAUGUGGAUACUGGUAGCGAUUUGACAUGGCUUCAGUGUGCUGCUCCCUGCAGAAGUUGUGCCAAGGGACCACACCCUUUGUACGAUCCCAAGGGAGGCAAACUUAUAUCUUGCACAGCUCCAAUUUGUAUGGGUGUGCAAGCAACUCACAACUAUGAGUGCAAAAGCCCUGCUCAGCAGUGUGAUUAUGAAAUAGAGUAUGCUGAUCAUAGCUCUUCCAUGGGAGUCCUUGUAAAAGACAGUGCUACAGUCUUACUUACUAAUGGCUCCAUCGUUCGAACAAGUUUGGCUUUUGGGUGUGCAUAUGAUCAGCAGGGUUCUCUGGCAACUUCACCUGCAAAAACAGAUGGAGUUUUGGGGCUUAGCAGUGCUCAGAUCAGUCUGCCAUCACAGCUGGCUAGGAAUGGACUUGUUAAGAAUGUGAUUGGUCAUUGUAUUGCUGGAGAUGAAAGAGGUGGAGGUUACAUGUUUUUUGGCAACGACCUUGUACCAUGGGGAAUAACUUGGGUGCAAAUGCAGGGCAAGCCUUCAAUGAAACUAUAUCACGUGGGCUAUCCAAAUAUGAAACUUGGAAAUAGGCUGCUUGCUUAUACUGGCACUGAAAGCAACCUAGGAGGAGUUGUAUUUGAUAGUGGCAGCUCUUUUACAUACUUCACUCAUCAAGCUUAUGUUGCAUUUGUUUCAAUGAUUAAAGAGAGCCUUUUUGGAAGGUUAACACAAGAUUUAUCUGAUCCAACUUUGCCAGUUUGUUGGCAAGGUCCUCAUCCUAUCAAGUCUGUAGCAGACGUGAGACAUUAUUUCAAGCCAUUAACUUUGGAUUUUGGAAGCAGCCCUUGGCUUAUCAAGUCUAAGAAAUUUGACAUUCUCCCAGAAGGUUAUUUGGUCAUUAGUUCACAGGGUAAUGUCUGUUUGGGGAUACUCGAUGGAAGUCGAGUGAAUAAUGGGGAAUACAACAUAAUUGGAGACAUAUCUUUGCAGGGGUACAUGGUCGUCUAUGACAAUGGCUAUAGUAAGGUUGGAUGGGCUCGCUCUGAUUGUCACAAGCCACCUAAGAUUAAGGCUUUCCCCUUUUUUUAAUAUUGCAACUGGCACCACUUUAUACUUUUUAACUAUGUAAAUUUUGAGCAUCAGUGCACUUACACAAGGUAAUUUUGUUGGAUAUCUUUUGUAUUGAGGUUGGUUUAGCUAUAAUGAUCUUACAUGUAUAUAAGUUUCAAAUACAUGCAGUCAACGAUUUAUUAUUUAUUGCAUAUAUUACAUUUAUAAGCAGAAUUUUGUCAUAUGAAUUCAAGUUACAAA